AUGGUGACUAUUAUUGGCGUACUCUGCAUUUUAAUCCACUGCGAAUACAAGAGUAUCACUAUCGUUAGAGGCCACAUUCACUUGAAUACGAUCGGUCACAUCGCACUCGUGCAGCUCAAUCUUCUCUGGAUACUUCUGAAGCAAGAUGUCAAGAUCAGACCUAGCAGGAAUAAGCGUGGGGUAACGGGAUGUGGCUCAAACCUUCUCAACGUCGGGAUGCUCACAAAAUUCACGCACAAUUUCCGCCCCAAGAUACCCACUGGCUCCAAACACUGUAACACGCUUAGCUGGCUUUGGAUUUAG
Molecule: messenger RNA, 303 nt
Organism: Trypanosoma rangeli
Lineage: Eukaryota; Euglenozoa; Kinetoplastea; Trypanosomatida; Trypanosomatidae
Product: 3-beta-hydroxy-Delta(5)-steroid dehydrogenase
Exons: 1
Coding region: 1-303 (100 amino acids)
Source: RefSeq, a predicted model, not a curated record